AUGGCAUCCUUCAACAAUGUCUUGACCAAAGCUUCCGCUGGGCGCCUCUGCAAGGCCAUGGGUGUCCGGAUGGUUGCCAACCCGCUUGUGGUGCAGCUGGCGGCGAACGCCGGCUUCGAAGCGCUAUUCAUCGACCUCGAACACUCUACGUUGUCACUCGCCGACGCCAGCGCCAUCGCGUGCGCAGGGCUCCUCAGCGGUCUGACGCCGCUCGUACGGGUACCAUACCAGUGCGGCAUCGGGUUUGUGCAGCAAGCACUCGACGGCGGCGCAAUGGGCAUCGUGUUCCCGCACGUCCACACAGCGGCCGACGCGCGCGCCGCUGUUCAGACGUGCAAGUUCCCCCCGCUGGGGGUGCGCUCUAUGUGGGGACAGCAGCCCGCCCUGGGAAUGCGCGUGACGGCCAUCAACCGCAUCGUCGAGGUCUGCAACGCAGCCGCCUCGUCCGUCAUCGUUAUGAUCGAGGCCGCCUCCAGCAUCGACAACAUCGAGGCCAUCGCAGCCGUCGAGGGCGUCGACGUGCUCCUGGUCGGCUGCCUCGACCUGUCCACUGACAUGGGCAUGCCCGGCCGGUUCGAGACGAGGGCAUUCCGGACGGCGCUGGAGAAAGUAAGCGCCGCGUGCCGACACAGCGGGAAGACUAUGGGUCUGGCGGGCAUCUACAACAACCGGGAGCUGCACGAGUGGGCUAUUAACACGCUCAACGUCCGUUUUAUGCUCUGCCAGCAGGACUCGAAUCUACUCGCCAUGGCCGCCGUAGAUUGCGCAUCUGCAGUGGCCAAGAUCGAUAGAACGCGGUUGCUGAACUAA
Molecule: messenger RNA, 810 nt
Organism: Chaetomium fimeti
Lineage: Eukaryota; Fungi; Ascomycota; Sordariomycetes; Sordariales; Chaetomiaceae
Product: Pyruvate/Phosphoenolpyruvate kinase-like domain-containing protein
Exons: 2
Coding region: 1-810 (269 amino acids)
Cellular component (GO): cytoplasm
Molecular function (GO): aldehyde-lyase activity
Source: RefSeq, a predicted model, not a curated record